This is a messenger RNA of Eptesicus fuscus (big brown bat), 760 nucleotides long. Its product is annotated as lithostathine-like. The annotation marks the transcript as partial. The transcript is spliced from 7 exons. The record is from RefSeq and is a predicted model, not a curated record. Gene Ontology annotation, molecular function: peptidoglycan binding; signaling receptor activity; oligosaccharide binding. Gene Ontology annotation, biological process: venom-mediated disruption of cell wall in another organism; antimicrobial humoral immune response mediated by antimicrobial peptide; response to peptide hormone. NCBI's taxonomy places the organism in Eukaryota, Metazoa, Chordata, Mammalia, Chiroptera, Vespertilionidae.
CAAGCAGCUAACAGGCAUCGCCUGCCCUCUCUGUGCCAGGACUCGGCUUACUGGUCAUUAUUUCACAACCAGCCUGUGCAGCUCUCACCCUCAUCUUCCAGUCACAGGUAUUGUACAACGCUGCCUGCCAUGGCCCUGCCCAGCGUGUCCUGGGUGCUGCUCUCCUGCCUGAUGCUCCUAUCUCAGGUGCAAGGUGAAGAGUCCAAGAAGGAACUUCACUCUCCACGGAGCAACUGUCCCGAAGGCUCCUAUUCCCAUCGCUUCUACUGCUAUGCUUUGUUUAUGACACCAAAAUCCUGGGCUGACGCAGAUAUUGCCUGCCAGAAGCGACCCUCGGGGUUCCUUGCAUCUGUGCUCAGUCCGUCUGAGGCAUCCUUCUUGGCUUCUGUGGUCAAGAGCAAUUCGAACACCUGCCCAGACGUCUGGAUUGGGAUUCAUGAUCCCACACAGGGCUAUGAGCCCAAUGCAGGUGGAUGGGAGUGGAGUAAUAAUGAUGUGCUGAAUUACGUUGCCUGGGAGAAAAUUCCUACCACCACUUCAAGCUACUGCGGGAGCCUGUCACGAAACUCAGGAUAUCUGAAAUGGAAAGAAAAUAACUGUCUUCAGAAGUUACCCUAUAUCUGCAAGUUCAGGAAUUAGAAUUAGGUCAGGUGGGAGCCAGCGGCCUGAGUUUGGGAUGCAGCUCCUCGUGGGACCAAGUGAGGACCCACCGGAAAGGAGUAUUUUUCGCACACCCUCAACCCGGACCUCUUCUUUUUUA